This is a messenger RNA of Leptonychotes weddellii (Weddell seal), 640 nucleotides long. The record is from RefSeq and is a predicted model, not a curated record. Lineage: Eukaryota; Metazoa; Chordata; Mammalia; Carnivora; Phocidae.
GGGAGCCAGGGGAAGUGGUGAUGGUGGUGAAAGAAUGACAGGAAGUGAAUUCUUUUCUCGUUUCCCGGAACUCUAUCCCUUUCUUCUCCAACAGUUGGAAGCUGUAGCUAAUACUGUGGACAGUGAUACAGGAGAACUCAACCGUCAUCCAAGCAUGUUUCUCUUACUUUUGGUGUUGGGAAGACUCUACCCUUCCCCGAUGGAUGGCACCUCUUCUGCUCUCAGCAUGGCGCCUUUCAUUCCGUUCAUUAUGAGAUGUGGUCGCUCACCUGUCUACCGCUCCCGUGUAAUGGCAGCUCGUGCCUUGGUCCCAUUUGUUAUGGUAGAUGAAAUCCCCACUACCAUCCGAACUCUGUUGGCCAAACUCCCCAACUGCACUGAUCAGUGUUUCCGGCAAAACCAUAUUCAUGGGACACUUCUCCAGGUAAAUACAGUUACUUUGUGUCAAACAGCACAGGAUAAACUUUGGUUUCUCAUGUACUGUUGGCAGGUAAAGAUUUGAUACAUAAGCUUUUAACUUUAUCUGUGGAACUUUUUUCUAUUGCUGAAAGAAAAGGUAUUUCCUAGGUGUGCUUUUUUUCAUUUCAUCACACUGUGAUUCAGUCAGAUCGUCUUUUGCAUUAAAUCCUGUGUCAGGGGC